Messenger RNA from Anas platyrhynchos (mallard), 2014 nucleotides. RefSeq names its product phosphatidylcholine transfer protein (gene PCTP). The record is from RefSeq and is a predicted model, not a curated record. Lineage: Eukaryota; Metazoa; Chordata; Aves; Anseriformes; Anatidae. Gene Ontology annotation, molecular function: phosphatidylcholine binding; phosphatidylcholine intramembrane carrier activity.
UGGAGGCGCCGCCGCCUCGGGGCUUCUCCGAGGAGCAGUUUCGGGCUGCCUGCCGGGAGCUGGACCAGCCGGCGCCGGUGGCGCCCUGGCAGCUCCUGGUGGAGAGCAUGGGCGUGAGGAUCUACCGGCUAUACGACGAGUUGUAAUUAAAGACCAGGAAAAGAACAGAAAAACGUCUCUUCCGUGGAAGAACAGCUCAGUGGCAAGAGAACGUAAGACUUACAAAUUAUUAGCAGAGCGAGGAAAUUGGUGGUUUGUAUAGUCUCACCUUACAUGACACUUAAUCAAUCAGGACUUUAUGAGUAUAAAAUCUUCGGUGGGCUUGCUGACUGUCCCCCAAAAGUGUGUGCAGAUGUCUAUAUGGAUUUAGAUUUCAGAAAACAAUGGGACCAGUAUGUUAAAGAACUGUAUGAGAAAACUUACAAUGGUGAAAAAGUAAUCUACUGGGAAGUGAAGUACCCUUUUCCUCUCUCAAACAGAGAUUAUGUCUAUAUUCGUGAAUGUCAAGAGAUGGAUUUUGAUGGGCGGAAGAUCUGGGUUGUGUUAGCUCAAAGUGUGUCUGUUCCUCAGUGCCCUGAAAAGCCUGGUAUUAUCAGAGUUAAAAGUUAUAAACAAAGUCUGGCAAUUGAAAGUGAUGGCAAGACUGGAUCUAAAGUCUAUAUGUACUAUUUCGAUAAUCCUGGUGGCAUGAUUCCAUCAUGGCUGGUCAAUUGGGCUGCCAAGAGUGGCGUGCCUGCUUUCUUGAAGGAUAUGCAGAAAGCUUGCUGUAAUUAUUCUAAGAGAACAUAGGUCACAUUUGAUCUGAAUUAUUUAAUUUCUAAAGUUCUGCACUUACAGGAAUAGCUAUUAUACACUGGAUAAAAUCUACCUCUAACACUGGAAAUCAUUUUAUUUUUGUCAGUUUAUGCCUUGAAUCUUGUUAGAGCUUUGUUUCCAUCUCCAAGUGAAGAGCUACCUUCCACCAAGUUAAUAUAACAUCAGCUGCCUCCUCUUCAUAGUAUUAAGUACUUAUUUUUUUUAGUAUUAGUACUUAAAUUUUUUCAUGUCCUCCUUGCUUUGCUUAUGCUGAUUGCCAUAGCUCAGCUAGAGGAGUUUUAUUGAUUAAAAUUACAUCCUCAGGCAAGAGAUGAUCAUUUUUGCUAGGAAAAAUAUCUGAACCUGUACUGAAAAUUUUCUGCAUGUGUUACGCCCAGAUCUGUUUUUGUGGCCUUGCAGGGUAUCUUCGUACUGAAAUUGAAUAAUGGAACUUACAUUGCUUGAGAGGAAACACUUCUGCUACCUGAAUUUAUCAUUCUUAAUGUUGUCUGCCUGCCAUUAACCUAAAAACAAUAGUGUUCAUAGAUGAAUUACUUGAAGUCUGCAGUAGGAACUGGAAUUUUGUCACUCAGCUUCCUUGUGAUGGCUUUAAGUCCAGAUAUAAAAGCACAUGUACCUAAAGCCUUGCAUUCACAUCCCAGUACCCCGAUAUGAAAAGUAUGGAGCAUUAGCUGUGUCUAGCUAGUAAAAAAGGAGGAGUUGGCUUCCAUGGUUAAUUUAAGGGGAACACAUUACAUCUUCAGAGUCAGUAACUUUACUGACUGCUUGGAAAGAACUUUGGACACCAGCUCUAAACUGGAAGUAAUUUUAAACUGGAUGCCUGCAACUGAUUUAGACAUACUUGUUUCCCUGCUUGUGAAUGAACUAGAUACGAAACGUGGGAUUGCUUGCAUUUUUAAAUUUCAUGUUGAUGUAAAGAAUGAAAAUGUUAAUUUUGGAUGGUAAUCCACUAAAAUCACAACUGAGCAGGAAAUUAAAUUUACAGCACCUUUGCAGGGGGAGGGUAGAGUGCAUCAAGGGUGAGAGGGCCUCAGUCUCAGGGAUGUAAAAUAUUCUGCAUCUUUACUAAAUCUGCUCCUGUUUCUGAACAGAUCUUGUAAAGGAGUAGCUUUAUAUUGUUAAAAAAAUAAAAUGGUUGAAGUGAUUGCCUUUAUACCUCAUGUGAAUGUUUCCAAUAAAUCAUUACUCUAUUUGUGAA